CUUCACCAUGAAGGACUGGGACUCCUUCAACUACCACUACCGCGCCGACCGCCAGGCUCAGACGUUCCUCAGCAACUACGACUUCGGCGAUGUGGUCGUGGCAGAGCUCAGCGGGAAUUCGACGGCCAUUUGGGGGAUCUCGCCGCCCGCGCAGCGGCGUCUGAUCAGCGACCUGCAGAGCCACCACCCGAUCCGCCUCAAAAUGCGGUGGAGCGUCAAGCGGCCGUCCAAGUCCCCGGAUGUGGCGUCCGAAUGCAAGGACGAGACGGAGAUCCAGCUCAAGGCGUUCGAAGGGAGCGAGCGGAACCCCGUCAGAGAGAAACUGGUGAGGAUCCUCGAGGGCGAGCUGGACGCGAACCCCGUGCUCAUCGAGAACCUCCUGCCGAAGUUCCUGAAGGUGACCAACAAGGGGCAGGCUCUCUACGUGCCCCAGCUGGAAGACAAGAAAAAGGGCUUCGUCGACCUCCGGCUCACCCUCCAGUCCGACGGCUUCGGGAACCUCUCCUCGACGCAGGAGUGGUGGGAGGUGGAGGAGGAGUGCAAGCACUUCACCUGGCUGCCGCGGGGGAGCGAAUGCCGCUUCCUCACCAUCUACACGUUCAACGACAAGGCCUUUCCGGAGGGGCUGAGCUUCAUCUCCGGGGGCGGGAUCGUGGGCAUGUACACGACCCUGGUGCUGGUGGCGGGCAAGAUGCUGCGUGGGUACUUCGCUGGCUCGGCCCUCAAGAUCAUGUUCGAUGACAUGCCCAACGUUGAUCGGAUCAUGCAGCUGUGCCUCGACAUCUACCUCGUGCGGGAGAGCCGAGAGCUGGAGUUGGAGGAGGACCUGUUCGCCAAGCUGGUGUUCCUCUUCCGCUCCCCCGAGACACUGAUCAAGUGGACGAGGCCGGAGGAGGAGGAGACUCCGGAGGGCGAGGAAGGGGACCCGCAGCUGGAGUGAAGGAGGAAGAGAGAGAGGAAGAGAAGAAGCAGGAGAAGGAAGAGAG
Molecule: messenger RNA, 986 nt
Organism: Penaeus vannamei (Pacific white shrimp)
Lineage: Eukaryota; Metazoa; Arthropoda; Malacostraca; Decapoda; Penaeidae
Source: RefSeq, a predicted model, not a curated record